AUGAAUUACAUACGUUCAUCUACUUUGAGACAAGCAUCUCGUUCCUAUGCAACGGGUCUGGCUCCUCCCAGAAAAAUCGGUGCCAUUAAAGGAAGCUUGUUCGGAUUUUUAUUGGGUGUUACUUUGACUGGCGUCGGAUCUUAUUAUUAUUUACUCGACAAGUAUAAGUUAGCUAAUGGGAUCAUAAUUGCUGACGUUGCGGCAUUACAGAGCUCUGUAGCUGACUUGGAAGUGCAUGUGAAGGCAAUUGAAGAUUCUAAAAAGUAG
Molecule: messenger RNA, 267 nt
Organism: Priceomyces carsonii
Lineage: Eukaryota; Fungi; Ascomycota; Pichiomycetes; Serinales; Debaryomycetaceae
Exons: 1
Coding region: 1-267 (88 amino acids)
Source: RefSeq, a predicted model, not a curated record